UUGAAAUCGAAAUGAAUAAAGUAUUGUUGUCACUGGUGUGAAGCGGUGUAGAAAGAAUACCAGGAUAACCAGGAUAUAACAUAAUGUUAUUACUUCAUUCAAUUAUUUAGCUAGGAUGAGUCUUUCAAAGUAUGGAAACCUGGAUUUCCUAUGAUAUUGUGGAUUCAUAGGAAGGUUCCGUUUUUGAAUAAAUCCUGAAAGGAUGAAUUGAAAUUGAAUGAAAUGAAUAAUUACAUGCAGAGAUUGGGCUUCACAGCUUGGAGAAAAAAGACCACAAUCCUUGUUGCAUCUGGUUUGAUUACAUUGAUAAUAUUUGGGUUGCAUUUUUCAAAGUUGGAGGAAACUAAAGAUAAUUCUCAAUUAGAGGAAGAACAAAAUGCUGAAGGUGUUGCUGCUGCUUUGAUGCAGAGUAUCAAAAACGUCAGAUUCAUUGAAAAUUUCAAUAAAAUGAAAAUGAAAAAAACAGACUCAAAUAUUUUAGGCACAGAAAUUGAUGAUAUGGAGCAGAAUGGCAAAGUAAAUCAGGAAGCAGGAAAAAGACUAGCUCACUUAUCAAUGAAGCAAUUUGAGAAUCUUGAAAUAGAACAACAACUUGGUAUUCCUUAUGUAAACUUAGAUUCAAGAAACCCUUAUAUUCCAAAACAGAGAAUAGUUCAUUUGGAUCUGAAAGGUGCUCCACCUAGUUUGGCAUAUCUCAGCAAAUUUUUUCCUCUGGUAAAAAAUAUGGGAGCAACUGGUAUAUUGCUAGAGUAUGAAGAUAUGUUCCCAUUCAGUGGACUACUCAAAAAUAUAUCUGCAAAAAAUUGUUUCACAGAAAAUAGGAUCAAAGAAAUUUUGAGUCUUGCAGAGAGUUCAGGUCUUGAAGUUAUACCACUUAUUCAAACAUUUGGACAUCUUGAAUUUGCUCUGAAACAUCUGGACUUUGUUCAUCUCAGAGAAGUCCAGGGGAGCCCACAGGCUCUCUGUCCCAGUAGAAAGAGCUCUUUAGACUUCCUCAGUGAAUUGAUUGAUCAGGUAAUGGCUCUCCAUUCUUCCACAAGAUAUUUACACAUCGGCUGUGACGAAGUAUUCCAAAUGGGAGAAUGCGAUAUCUGCAGGCUCGAAAUCCACGAAAACCUCUUCUUGAAGCACGUGAAAAACGUAGCAGACAUGGUCCGUUCGAAGUACCCCUCCGUCAAAGUCCUGGUCUGGGACGAUAUGUUGCGUCACAUAUCUCUGCAAUCGAUGCAAGAAAUAAACCUCGGAGACUCCGUCGAUCCGAUGGUGUGGGUUUACGCAGAGGACAUCUACCGUUUCGUUCAACCGGCGGUUUGGGAGAAGUAUGCCGCUGUCUUUCAAACUGCGUGGACUGCCUCCGCUUUCAAGGGGGCUUUCGGGGAGACCCUGUACAUCCCCAACGCGAGACGUCAUUUGGAAAACAACCUGCGCUGGCUGGACGUCAUGGCAACACAAACAACCGCGUUCACACAAGGGUUGUCGGGUAUUGUCGUAACAGGCUGGCAGCGCUACGAUCAUUUUGCGGUGCUGUGUGAGCUCUUACCGGCUUCUAUCCCUUCCUUAGCUCUGAGUCUAACAGCUCUUUCUCAUGGUUAUUUCAAUUCCUCGUUGAAAGAAAAGUUUCUGUUGUCCCUAACUUGUCCGGAACCGAGUCUCGACAGAUCUCCUUUCAUAAUGCUGGAUUCCGAUCCGUUUUUGUGGGAGAAAUUGAAUAGGUGUAUUUUCCCUGGGAACGCAGUUUUCAAAUUGAUGAGUAGGUUCAACAGUCUGGAGAUUGAAGCGAAAGAAUAUCUGGAUGUGACUAAGAGACAGAAGGGGUGGAUGACUUCUUACAAUGUUCGCCAUAAUUAUAGUUUGCCGUUGAGAGUUGAAGAGCUGACAAUCGAACUGCCGAGGAUGUAUCAUGGUAUGAUAUCUUUGGCCCGGUCUGGUGUCGAAUCUAUGACCGACAUUUUUGACAAUUACACUAUAUCCGAGUGGAUUGAACAAAAGAUUUACCCGUAUGUGUUGGAAUUUGAGAAGAUACAGAAUGCGAGUGUGGUUCUUAAGAGUGUUAAUCACUGGCCAUCUAGACCCUUGGACCCAAUGAAAGAUAUGCAAAGAUUAGGGAUUGGAAUUGAUGUUCAUUAGCAGAAAGGAGCUAGGAAACUCAAAAAUCAUCUUUGAAAUUUCAGUAAUAGCUACGUUGGUGUGUUAAUUGUGAU
Molecule: messenger RNA, 2201 nt
Organism: Phaedon cochleariae (mustard beetle)
Lineage: Eukaryota; Metazoa; Arthropoda; Insecta; Coleoptera; Chrysomelidae
Source: the annotation of a GenBank genome assembly